AUGUCUUCGAUAUUUCCCAAAUUAUCAUUUCAAGAAUGGUAUCAAGUAUUGUAUGGAUUAUGGCCAAGUAACCCUCAAUUUACUGAAAAAGAUAUUUCUUCAAAUACUUUGAAAGACAAGGUGGUUGUGAUUACUGGAGGUAAUAGUGGAAUUGGUUAUGAAACAGCUAAAGUAUUAGCUGGUAAUACUGAAGCACGAAUUUAUAUAUGGGCUAGGAAUAGACAAAAGUCUAUUGAGGCUAUAGAAAAGAUCAAAUUAGAAGUGGCUGAGAAACACCUGAAAGAUGUUGGAGAUAGAUUGCAAUUUAUUCAAAUUGAUUUAAGUGAUUUAAACUCAAUUGAGCCAGCCGUCAAAGAGUUUUUGCAACGUGAACAACGAUUGGACAUCAUUUAUCAUAAUGCUGGUGUUAUGGAAUCUCCACUGGAUCAGAAAACUAAACAGGAUUAUCAAAUGGAGUUAGGAGUGAAUUGCAUUGGUCCUCAGUUAUUGCAAACACUACUUGAUCCAUUAUUCAUAAAGACUGCAGAAAAGAAUCCACCAAACUUAUCAAGAAUUGUUUGGGUUAGUUCUACUGCUCAUAUGUUUUCACCAAUUGGAGGAAUGUAUUUGCGAGACCCAGAGUUCAAAUCUAUAGAUGUAGAGUUGAAGACAAAGUACGAUCAAAGUAAAGCAAUUAAUUUGAUACAGGCAAGACAAUGGAAUAUUCAUCACCCAGGUGCAAACGCAAUUAGUCUUUCAUUAUGUCCAGGAUAUUUAAAAACAGGAAUUCAACGACACGUCACAGGGUUGACAAAAUUGGCAUAUAAUUUGUUUUUCCAUGACCAGAAAAUGGGUGUCUAUACUUUACUUUUUGCGGGACUAUCUCCAGAAAUUACAACUAAAAAUAAAGGCGACCACGUUAUAUCGUUUGGGAAAUUGGGAUUGAUUCGACCAGACUUGAAAGAUGAUGAGAAUGGGAAGAAAGUUUGGGAUUAUUUGCAGGAUAAAAUUAAACUGUAUGUAAGAUAA
This is a messenger RNA of Candida albicans SC5314, 1008 nucleotides long. RefSeq lists its product as uncharacterized. NCBI's taxonomy places the organism in Eukaryota, Fungi, Ascomycota, Pichiomycetes, Serinales, Debaryomycetaceae. The record is from RefSeq and is a predicted model, not a curated record. Bases 1 to 1008 code for a protein of 335 amino acids. The transcript has a single exon.